GCUAUGGAUUGUAUGCAUUUGCUGAUGUGCUUUUCACUCACUCAGGUACUGUUGGAAUAUAUUCUUGCUGCUGAAACACAUGAAAAACUCUCGGGAAAGUUAAAUGAGUAUGGUCUUAUCGUGCCGUUCAGCACAGACUCCCACGGCCGGUACAUUUCUCACGUGCUCUCAGCUGGAAGUGGAAGCAAAAGUGCUGCUGCUACUGAAAAUCCCUCAAGCCUUGGCAGCAGAAGAAGGGUGGCCCGCGGUGCCCCCGAGAUGCCCUCAGUCACCUCUCCCUCGGGCCACUACACGUUUUUCAACGUCACUGUGUUCGGGAAGGAGCUUCACCUUCGCCUGAGGGCCAACAGGAGGCUGGUGGCCCCGGGAGCUUUUGUGGAGUGGCAGGAGGACUUUGAAGAGAAGACCAAGGAACACAUCCACAGAGACUGUGUUUUCACUGGGGAUGUGAUGGACAUGCCCGAGGCCUCUGUGGCUAUCAGCAAUUGUGAUGGAUUGGCAGGCCUCAUCAGGACUGAUAAUGGAGAGUUUUUUAUUGAACCCCUUGAGAAGGGUCAGCAGGAUGCAGAAGCUAAGGGGCGAGUGCACAUGGUGUACCGCAGAUCAGCCAUCAAGCUGGAGGCAGGCGAGCAGAGGAAGGAGGACUUCCACAACGAAGUGGCAGAUAUUGGAAUCACGAACCUCCCCUCCGCUUUAGAUCUUGUCAAACACAAACUGUCCGAGUCCGAGCGGAAGAGGAGGCACGCAAAGAAGGACUACAACAUCGAGGUGCUGCUGGCUGUGGACGACUCAGUGGUGCGCUUUCACGGCAAGGAGCUUGUGCAAAACUACGUUCUCACCCUGAUGAACAUAGUUGAUGAAAUCUACCAUGAUGAAUCGUUGGGAACCAACAUCAACAUCGUCCUCGUCCGGAUGAUAAUGGUCGGGUAUCGCCAGUCUAUAAGCCUGAUCGAGCGUGGCAACCCAUCUCGCAGCCUGGAGCAGGUGUGCCGAUGGGCCAACACGCAGCAGCGCCACGACCCGGACCACGCCGAGUACCACGACCACGCCAUCUUCCUCACAAGGCAAGAUUUUGGUCCCGCAGGUAUGCAAGGUUAUGCUCCAGUGACCGGGAUGUGUCAUCCUCUGAGGAGCUGCACUUUGAAUCACGAGGACGGCUUCUCAUCGGCCUUCGUGGUCGCUCAUGAAACCGGCCAUGUUUUGGGCAUGGAGCACGACGGUCAGGGGAAUCGUUGUGCCGAUGAGACCAGCAUGGGCAGCAUCAUGGCACCACUUGUCCAAGCAGCUUUCCAUCGUUACCACUGGUCACGUUGCAGCAAGCAGGAGCUCAACAGAUACAUCCACUCUUAUGACUGCCUCCUGGAUGAUCCUUUCGAGCAUAAAUGGCCCAAGCUUCCUGAGCUUCCAGGAAUAAAUUAUUCAAUGGACGAGCAGUGCCGCUUUGAUUUCGGUGUUGGUUAUAAAAUGUGCACAGCUUUUCGAACGUAUGACCCUUGCAAGCAGCUGUGGUGCAGUCACCCUGACAACCAGUAUUUCUGCAAAACCAAAAAAGGUCCUCCUGUAGACGGAACAGAAUGUGCACCGGGAAAGUGGUGCUUUAAGGGUCACUGCAUCUGGAGGUCGAGCCACGAACCUCAGGGACACGAUGGAAGCUGGAGCGCCUGGUCAAAGUUCGGCUCGUGCUCCAGAACGUGUGGAGGUGGAGUUCGCUCCCGAAGCCGACAAUGCAACAAUCCUCCGCCCGCCUACGAUGGCCGGGACUGCCCUGGCUCUGCUUUCGACUACCAGAUGUGCAACACGGAGGAGUGCGCUGGCCCUUACGAGGACUUCCGAGCUCAGCAGUGCAUCCAGAGGAGCAACAAAUACCACAACAACAUCAAGCACACCUGGCUGCCAUACGAGCACCCAGAUGAGGCUCGUAAAUGUGAGCUGAGCUGUAAGUCGAAGGAAACGGGCGAGGUGGUGUUUAUGAACCAGGUGAUGCAUGAUGGGACGCGAUGCAGCUACUCAGACCCCUUCAGUGUUUGCGCUCGAGGGGAAUGUCUGCACGUAGCCUGUGACAAGGAGGUGGGCUCUUAUAAACAGGAGGACAAAUGUGGAGUGUGCGAGGGGGAUAACUCCCACUGUCGCACUGUGAAGCUCACGCUCACUAAGACCCCCAAAAUGAACGGAAUGCUAAAAGUGUUUGACAUCCCAAUAGGAGCACGCCACAUAACCAUAGAAGAGAAUGAGACCUCCCCUCAUAUAAUUGCUGUGAAGAAUCAGGUUACUGAGAACUUCAUAUUAAAUGAAAAGAGCGACCGUGUCGAAUCCAAGACUUUCAUUGAAAAUGGUCUACAGUGGGAGUAUUCUGUUGACGGUCAGAGGGAGACGUUAAAAACAUCUGGCCCUCUGCAUGAGGGCAUUGUAGUUCUGGUCAGUCCGAUGGAAGAAGAUGUAAAAAUUAGCUUGACGUAUAAAUACAUAAUACAUGAGGAUCUGUUGCCACUCAUCACUAACAACAACGUGCUACUUGCUGAACUAGACACGUACGAGUGGGAGCGGAAGAGCUGGUCCCAGUGCUCCAAGCCAUGUGGGGGAGGCAUGCAGUAUACAAAAUAUGGAUGCAGAAGGAAGAGUGACAGCCGUUUAGUCCAUCGCACCUUUUGUGAAACCAGUAAAAAGCCUAAACCCAUUCGCAAACGCUGCAACAUGCAUGAGUGCAGCCAACCCAUGUGGGUGGUAGAAGACUGGAGUCCCUGCAGUAAAACCUGUGGGACACUUGGCUACCAGACCAGGGUGGUGCAGUGCAUGCAGUCGCUGCACAACAGCACCAACCGGCCGGUGCACAGCAAACACUGCACCACCAGUCGACCGGAAAUGAGGAGAGUGUGUAACCACACUGUGUGCCCCGCCCAGUGGAGGACUGGGGCGUGGUCUCAGUGCUCGGUGACCUGUGGAGAGGGAAUUCAGCAAAGACAGGUGGUGUGCAAGGCCAGCGACAACUCGGUUGGAGAAUGUGAUGGCGAGAAGCCGGAAACAGUCCUUAUCUGCAAACUAAAUCCAUGUCAAGGAUUAGAGCUUUCUUCACUCGUUGGCCAAACUGAAAAUACCACAAUGAACGACGAAGCUGUUUUACAAACGGUUCCUGAAAACCCCGUCCAGAAAAUCUCUUCCAAUGAGCCAUGUCUGGGGGACAAAUCAAUUUUCUGUCAAAUGGAAGUCCUUGCUCGUUACUGUUCCAUCCCUGGAUAUUAUAAACUUUGCUGCGAGUCGUGCAACAAGAGAGCAGAUUUUACUACAGAUGAUCCAGAUGUUCACAAUACAGAACCCAAAGCCUCUGGUCUCAUUCAUUCUGCCUCAUCCAAAGCUUCGUGGCUAGCCACCACAGCCCAGACCCAGCCAAAAACCACUAAAGCCAUGAGACGGCUGUUCUCCACCACCUUUGCUCCGACCAUCGCGGCUGACGCUCAAACGCCGUCACCAACAGAGGCUGUUCGCCUCCAACGUCCAACCACCCACUCUAAUCCAACAGACGGGAGGAGAGAGCCCGAUGUGGAGCCUCGUCCACCUCCAGGGCCAACACGACCCACAGCAGACUCUAACGAAGGAGCGUCCAAAGAGCACAGUCCAAAGAGCACUUUAGGCCCUGUCGCUGCCAGGUCAAGAAGGGACAUUACAAGAUCUAAGAGGGACUCAAGUCACAGAACCAGGUCGGCUUCAAAAUGA
This is a messenger RNA of Nematolebias whitei (Rio pearlfish), 3708 nucleotides long. Its product is annotated as A disintegrin and metalloproteinase with thrombospondin motifs 14. The transcript is spliced from 22 exons. NCBI's taxonomy places the organism in Eukaryota, Metazoa, Chordata, Actinopteri, Cyprinodontiformes, Rivulidae. Gene Ontology annotation, molecular function: metalloendopeptidase activity. The record is from RefSeq and is a predicted model, not a curated record. Gene Ontology annotation, cellular component: extracellular matrix. Gene Ontology annotation, biological process: extracellular matrix organization; proteolysis. The coding region runs from base 4 to 3708 and encodes 1234 amino acids.